AUGCUCGUCUUCACUUGGAAUAGAUGCUGUGCAGUGCUGUUUCUCGUCGCUACACUGAAGACGGGGAAAACUCUGGUAUCAGAGGCGCGCCCAAAGGCGAAUUUAAUCAAGCCAGCUCUGUUGGGAGGGACACCUACACCCGCUCCAAACCGCUCCGAAACGGUCCACAUCGGCAUCACCAAGAAAUACAACAUCCGUGCUCAGGUGUCUCCAUGCAGCAAUGAUAAGGAGUGCAGCGUGGGAAGCUACUGCCACAGCCCUCAACAAGCUCCCUCUCGCUGCCUCACCUGCCGCAAGCGGAAGAAGCGCUGCCAUCGAGAUGCCAUGUGCUGCCCUGGGAACCGAUGCAGUAACUAUAUGUGUGUCCCUAUCUCUGAGAGUGUGCUCUCGCCUCACAUCUCCGCUUUAGACGAACAUAAUAAACUCUCCACCAAAGACCACAGCUGGAGGAAGAGUGGGAAGGCACAUGCAAAGCAUUCUCUCAAAGGGCACGAGGGUGACCCUUGCCUGCGCUCGUCUGAUUGCUCGGAGGGCUACUGCUGCGCCCGCCAUUUCUGGACCAAAAUCUGCAAGCCGGUGCUGAGGCAGGGAGAGGUGUGCACCAAGCAGAGGAAGAAAGGCUCUCGCGGCCUGGAAAUCUUUCAGCGCUGUGACUGUGCCAAGGGCCUUUCCUGCAAGGUGUGGAAAGACGCCACCUCCUCGUCCAAGUCCAGGCUCCACAUGUGCCAGAAGAUCUGAAGCAGGGGCAGCUGCUUUCGGCGUCGAGGCCUCUGUCUUCAUCUGCCAGGGAAAGAUUUUUAAAGGAUGGGUUGUGGCUGUAUUUAAAAGGAGUAAAAGACACAGACUAACAAGAGAAAGAACAGACUGUGUCGGUUUAAGCUCGCUAUUUGGAGAGUGAGUGGGCUUGCUUUAAGGAGUUUGCUGUGAGUGGUCCAUCCCUGCACACACACGCACGCACACACACAUGCACACGCGCGCACACACUCACACACACACA
Cyclopterus lumpus (lumpfish) is the source of this 997-nucleotide messenger RNA. It is a transcript of the gene dkk2, whose product is annotated as dickkopf WNT signaling pathway inhibitor 2. The transcript is spliced from 4 exons. Gene Ontology annotation, biological process: multicellular organism development; negative regulation of canonical Wnt signaling pathway. NCBI's taxonomy places the organism in Eukaryota, Metazoa, Chordata, Actinopteri, Perciformes, Cyclopteridae. Gene Ontology annotation, molecular function: receptor antagonist activity; co-receptor binding. Bases 1 to 738 code for a protein of 245 amino acids. Gene Ontology annotation, cellular component: extracellular region. The record is from RefSeq and is a predicted model, not a curated record.